Molecule: messenger RNA, 1506 nt
Organism: Lathyrus oleraceus (garden pea)
Lineage: Eukaryota; Viridiplantae; Streptophyta; Magnoliopsida; Fabales; Fabaceae
Source: RefSeq, a predicted model, not a curated record
CCACAAGUUCUAUCUUGAAGAUCUUGUCAAAUAAAAAAGCUCUAUCUUAAGAUCAUAUCACAUUUAAAAUCCCAAUUCCCUUCUUCAACUCCAAACCGUGUACUGCUUCACACCCAAAUGGAGAUGACCCUUUAUUCCUCUUCAUCAUUCUCUCUUCCUUCUGCACCUUCCAAUCCAUCCCUUUCCCUUUUCACUUCCUCUUUCCGCUUCUCGUCUUUCAAAACCUCACCUUUCUCCAAAUGUCGCAUCAGGGCUUCCCUUGCCGUUGAGCAACAAACCCAGCAGAAUAAGACCGCUCUUAUCAGAAUUGGUACCAGAGGGAGUCCACUAGCUCUGGCGCAAGCGCAUGAGACAAGAGACAAACUCAUGGCAUCGCAUACAGAGUUAGCUGAAGAAGGAGCUAUUCAAAUUGUAAUAAUUAAAACGACCGGUGACAAAAUAUUAUCGCAACCGCUCGCAGACAUAGGUGGGAAGGGAUUGUUCACAAAAGAGAUAGAUGAAGCACUCAUAAAUGGGGACAUUGACAUUGCUGUUCAUUCAAUGAAAGAUGUUCCUACAUACUUACCAGAGGAAACUAUUUUACCGUGUAACCUUCCACGAGAGGAUGUUAGAGAUGCAUUUAUAUCAUUGAGUGCGGCUUCACUAGCUGAUCUACCGGCUGGAAGUGUUAUUGGUACUGCUUCACUUAGACGAAAGUCACAAAUCCUUCACAGAUAUCCAUCUCUAACUGUGCAAGAUAAUUUCCGUGGCAAUGUCCAAACAAGGCUUAGAAAACUCAGUGAAGGGGUUGUCAAAGCUACCUUGUUGGCUUUGGCUGGACUGAAACGAUUAAAUAUGACAGAAAAUGUAACUUCAACCCUAUCAAUUGAUGAUAUGCUUCCCGCUGUUGCCCAAGGUGCAAUUGGAAUAGCCUGUAGAAGUAAUGAUGAUAAAAUGGCAGAAUAUCUUGCUUCGCUGAAUCAUGAAGAAACAAGACUAGCAAUUUCCUGCGAAAGAGCCUUCCUUACAACUUUGGACGGGUCUUGCCGAACGCCUAUCGCAGGGUAUGCUAGCAGAGACAAGGAUGGUAAUUGCUUGUUUAGAGGAUUAGUUGCUUCCCCUGAUGGAACCCGUGUCCUUGAAACUUCCAGAAUUGGUUCUUAUACUUAUGAAGAUAUGAUGAAGAUAGGUAAAGAUGCCGGUGAGGAGCUUCUUUCUCGAGCUGGACCUGGCUUUUUUAAUAGUUAACAUCUUAAAUUAUAAAGUUUCAACACUCAAUCGGUAACGCAUGUAUGGUAGGUUGUAUUAUCAGAGCUUUUUUAAAGUGGCUGCACCCGAAGUUUGUUUAUUCUUUUUCAACUGAACUCCUUAUUAGGAUCAAAUUGUUGUAUUUUAUUAGGUGAUUGGAAAGCCAAAUUUUUGUAAUAUUUUUGUUCCUGCAAUAGUGAAGUUUUAGAAUUUGUCCUUCCCACGGAAGUUUCAAUGGGUGAUUCUUGACUCUGGUUCAGGAAAGCAACAAUUAAAAUA